This is a messenger RNA of Salvia miltiorrhiza (redroot sage), 1746 nucleotides long. Its product is annotated as glycerol-3-phosphate acyltransferase RAM2-like. Gene Ontology annotation, molecular function: phosphatase activity; glycerol-3-phosphate 2-O-acyltransferase activity. The transcript has 2 exons. The coding region runs from base 55 to 1539 and encodes 494 amino acids. Gene Ontology annotation, cellular component: membrane. The record is from RefSeq and is a predicted model, not a curated record. Lineage: Eukaryota; Viridiplantae; Streptophyta; Magnoliopsida; Lamiales; Lamiaceae. Gene Ontology annotation, biological process: cutin biosynthetic process.
CUCAAGAAAAGAAAAGAAAUAAUAUAAAAAGAAGAAGAAAAGGAAAAGGAGAAAAUGAGUGGUGGAAAGCAGAAGCAUGCCGCCGAGAAAACCCCUACAAUCUACCGAUGCAGCGGUGAGAACCGCGAAAACCACACCGUCGCAGCAGACAUGGACGGAGCUCUGCUAGUGGGUGGCUCCUCUUUCCCUUACUUGGCGCUGAUCGCGUUCGACGUGGGAGGGGUCCCACGGCUGCUGCUGCUGCUGCUGGCGGCUCCAGUGGCGGCCCUCAUGCGGCGCUUGGUGUCCGAAUCCGCUGGCAUGAAGGUGCUGAUAUUCGCGGCGUUUGCAGGGGUGAGGGUGUCGGCGAUCAAGUCGGCGGCGAGCGCGGUUCUGCCGAAGCAUUACGCGGACGACCUGCACCCGGAGACGUGGCGCGUUUUCUCGUCGUGCGGGAAGAAAUGCGUGCUCACCGCCAACCCUAGGAUCAUGGUGGAGCCUUUCUUGAGGGAAUAUUUGGGCGCCGACGUCGUUUUAGGUACCGAGAUCACAUCAUUUAAGGGCUUUGCCACCGGCCUCGUGGAUGCCGGCGGCGUGCUCCUGGGUCACACCAAGGCUGCUGCUCUUCAGAAGGCUUUCCGGAAUGGCGGCACUCCUGAUGUUGGAAUUGGGACUGAUUUUCCAUUUAUGAGACUUUGCAAGGAAAGGUACGUGGUGCCGCGGAGGGCCGGGAUCCGGGCCGUCAGCCCCGAAACACUACCGAAGCCCGUGAUUUUCCACGACGGGCGGCUAGUCCGGAAGCCAACUCCAUUGCUAGCACUACUAAUCAUUCUAUGGUUCCCAGUCGGGAUUAUCUUAUCCAUCCUACGUGUCUUCAUCGGCUCCGUCGUCCCAAUCUCAAAAACUCGGCGCGUAGUGCAUUUCCUCGGCUGCCCAAUCACAGUCAAAGGAGCCAUCCCCGUCGACCUUUCCUCCGGCGUCGUCUUCGUCUGCUCCCACCGCACCGUCCUCGACGCCGUCGCCGUCUCCACCUGCCUCGGCCGCAUGACCACCACCAUCUCCUACUCCGUCGCGGACUUCACGGAGCUCCUGUCGCCGAUCAAAAGCUCGCGGCUGACACGCGACAGGGCCAGAGACGCCAAACUGAUCGCAGAAAUACUGAACGCCGGAAAUUGCUUGGUGAUGUGCCCCGAGGGGACGACGUGCCGGGAGCCGUAUCUGCUCCGCUUCUCGUCGCUCUUUGCUGAGCUGGCGGAUCGGAUCGUGCCGGUCGCCGUUUCCGUGAAGACGAGCUUGUUUCACGGCACGACGGCCAGGGGCCACAAGUGGUUGGAUCCUUUCUUCUUCUACAUGAAUCCUCGGCCGGUUUACGAGAUCACGUUUUUGGAUUUGUUGCCGGCCGAUCAGACCUGUGCCGCCGGAAAAUCGAGCCAUGAGGUUGCCAAUUAUGUGCAGAAAUUGAUCGGCGAGACGUUGGGGUUUAAGUGUACGGAUCUUACGAGGAAGGAUAAGUAUCGGGCGUUGGCCAGGACGGACGGUCUCGUCGGGGGAAACUCCUAGCUGCUCCUCGGCCCAUAUUUUAAUCAUCACUAUAUAUUUGGGUUUUCAAAAAAAUAAAAAAUAGCAUUUCUUUCACUGCCUCGAAUAGAAUAGCCAUUUCACCAGUAUAUGUGAUAUAUGUGUACUGAUGUAUCACAAUGUUGGUUUGUGUCAUUUAAUUAUGUAUGGUUAAUAAAAUAAAAUUGAUGUGAGUGUUUUCGUUUGAUC